This is a messenger RNA of Zophobas morio, 4566 nucleotides long. RefSeq names its product ankyrin-3-like. Gene Ontology annotation, molecular function: protein binding. Bases 1056 to 4322 code for a protein of 1088 amino acids. Lineage: Eukaryota; Metazoa; Arthropoda; Insecta; Coleoptera; Tenebrionidae. The transcript has 2 exons. The record is from RefSeq and is a predicted model, not a curated record.
AUAGAUAAUUGUGAUACAUAUUUUGUAAAAUUGUUGAUUUUACAAAACAUCACAGAAAAAAUUUACUAUAAGUAGUAAAUGAGGGUCGCCUCCAGGGCCGGUUAAAUCUUUUGCCCGGGCCACUUUUAAAGUACCAGUCCGCCCCUGCCCUGGUGGAUUGCGUUUUGAAGCUACUAGGUAAAACCAGUGACAACAAAAGGGUUAUUUUGAUAAGAAAUACUACAAGAGGUUUCGGGGGCUUCCAGAAUUUAUCCGACCUGAUAAAUAAAUCCGCACAGAAGAAAUAUUGUAGUGAUAUUUUACAUACCUUUGAGAUUUCUUUGCAAGGAAGAAAACCCAUUUCUUUGCAACGUUUUAUCAAUAUUGACACAGAAUUAGCGGAACUUGUUGGUGUUUCUGAACUCUUGACAAUGUCUCAAAGACAAUAUCUAAUUGGGACGAAGAGAACACCAUUGCCUAGUUUGCACAAACCAAGAAGUGUGUCCACCAUUUUUGUGAAAACAGAAACAAUUCUCAGUCUGUGCAAGUCACAAGGAAACCAAACAAUGGCAAUAAUCAAUUGUGACGAUAAAUUCACAAGGAGAUAUAGAAACUUGGCGUAUAUUGAAACAUCUGACUACAUCAACAGAGAAUUCAAUGACAGCAAACACACUGUUUUAUUGUCUUCAAAAACUGAAUGUACACGAGUUGAUUUUAACCAAAUUUGCGAAAAAACUGACAAAACCAACGUGUACCUUUUUCAAACUUUCGAUGAUGAAAAUUGCGUCUUGCUUUUAAAGCAAGGGAACGAACUACCAGAAGAGUUUGUAAAUAAAAGGAGGCUUAUACCAGAAGACGACAUUCUUCGUUGUCUUCACAACUCAUUAAACGUAAUUUAUGCUCCAGCUGGAAUGUGUAAAUCGAGAUUAAUGGACGUUUUAUGUAACGACUGCCCUCCAGAUCACUGGGGGAUUUACAUCAAUCUGAUCAACCAUAAUUCGUUCCUGGCGAAGAAACCAAACUUGGAAACAAUCUGGAAUUAGCUACUAGAAACAGACGACAACGUUGUUAAAAAAAUGUUGCCCAUUUUACGCAACAACCGAAAACUAUAUUUGUAUUUUGACGGGCUAGACGAAGUCGACAGCAGUUACGUAAAUAGUGUCUUGGACUUCGUCCAAGACGCAUCCUCAAGUGGUACGAAGAUAUGGAUUUCGUCAAGGGAGAAUCUGCGUGAUAGAAUAACGCAAUCAUUAAACGUAAUACCUAUAGAAAUAACAAAACUGAAUAAAAGUCAACGUGAAGAGUACAUUUGCGAAAAACUGAAACGGAAGUACGGAAACGAAGACAUAGAAAGAAUUAUGGGCUCAAUUCUUGACAAUGUAGAUCUUAACAAAAGUCAAGAAUUAUUAGGAAUUCCGUUACAGUUGCACAUAAUUACAGAAAUGUUUCUGACUAAUGACGAAACUGACAACGCCGACCAAAAGAACAUGUUUGUGUUGACGUAUAUGUAUAAAUUGUACUUUGAGGGAAAAGUGAAGUUUGCUUUAAGUAAAGUCGUCGACGAACACCACACACAUCAACUUGGAAAUUUUAAAGUUCUCUUAAAGAAUUAUGAAAUUCCUGCUUUGAAGGCAUGCUUAAACACGAAGGAUUUUGUCAAAUUGGGUCUACUUUCAGAAGAAAUGGAAGAUUUUGUCAGUGAAAUUAAGCGCAGUGGCGAUAAAUAUGGAAUAAUAGAGAUAAUAAAUGACAAUGGGGAUGCUAUAUUUAGCCAUCAGACGUACGCAGAAUAUUUUGCGUGUGUUUGGUUACAAAGAAAUAAAGAAAAAGCUGCUUUGUUACAGAAGGAGAUGCUUCUUGAAAGAUAUGAAAAUCUACGACUUAUGUUUAACAUAAUGUUGGCCCAGAGCAACCCUCUACAUCUAUCCGACAUCUACAGAAACUUAGACGAAUUUGAAAAACACGUCGACGAUAUAGAAGCUAAAGAUCAUGGUGGUCGAACUGUACUCCAUUUGUUGUGUACAUACGGCAAGAAAUAUCCCACUGAUAACAUAAAAAGUUACUGGUACAGGAAUGAACUGGUGAAACUGAACCAAGAAUUUAAGUGGUACACAACCAUGGUGGCAAAGGUACUUCAACUAUACUCCAAAAUCCACGACCAAGACGAUUUAUUCCACUUUGAUUGCUUAAGUUACGCCCUUGAAGCAAAAUGUUUGUAUCCGAUAGAGGCAAUGCUAGAAAAAAAUCUUCUAGAUUUUGACGAUGUUAAAAAAACGGUUUUUGGCUAUUAUAAAAUCGAAACGUUGGUUUAUUAUGCAGCACGCAUGGGUUACCCGAAUUUAUUUUCUGCACUGGUUGCACACAACACACAACUUGUUCAUCUGAAAGUAGACAACGACAAUUUACUACAAAUAGCCGUCAAAGGAACAGAUGACAGUGUAACGUCUCCAAGAGAAGGUAACAUCGCCGUUGUCAAUAUAAUACUAGAAAAUGGUUUCGACCUAACCAAAGAUGGUUAUGACACACUUCGUGGUAAUAUUUUGGACGUAGCAUGCGAUGAAAACAAGUACGAUAUGUUGAGCAUAUUAACACAAAAAGGAGCCAAGUACACUGGUGGCAACACCGUCUGGCAUCGAUUGGCCAAACUAGGACCAAAGAGUGACAAUAAACUAUCUAUUUUAGAAAACUAUAAAAUUGACGUGGAUGUGAAUCUUAAAAACGACGAAGGUCUAACUGCACUUCAAAUUGCGGCUGAAUUUGGUUUUUUGGAAGUAGUAGAAAUAUUGAUGAAGAGAGGAGCUGAAGCAGAUAUUGUGGAUCCACAUGGCAACAACGCUCUGCAUUUUGCAUCAAUGUUGUGGAUAGAUAAUCGAACUAUAAUAAAACUGUUCAUUGAUAAAGAUGUGGAUGUUAAUGUUCAAAAUAAAAAUGGGUUGACACCUCUACAUCUAGCUUGCAAGCAAUGCAAUUUUUGGAAUACGGAAGUGCUCUUAGAGUGUAACGCUUGCGUAGAUGUAGUAGACGAAGACAACAACAGUGCGCUACACUAUGCAUCUUUGUCAACUAGUGACAAAUUAAAUAUAACAAAGCUAUUGAUUCAUAAACGUGUUAAUGUCAAUGUUCAAAACAGAAAUGGAACAACGGCGUUACAGCUUGCUUGCGAGAAUGGUAAUUCUGGUAUUGCAAAAAUGUUGUUAGAGAAUGAUAGUGACAUAAAUCUUGUGGAUAACGAGUGUAAUAACGCACUACAUUACGUAUUCAAGUCACGACAGAACCGUCUUCAUCUAAUAAAAUUACUAAUUGACAACGGCAUCUAUGUAAAUGGUCAAAACAAAAAUGGGACUUCACCGUUACAACUUGCGUCCAAAUUUGGCGACUACGAAGCUGUAAAGGAACUGUUAGAUUGUAAUGCUUCCAUAGAUGUCGUCGACGACGUCAAUGACAACUCACUGCAUUACGCUGCCGUGUCCUGGAAAUGCAACAAAGACGUAAUAAAAUUAUUGAUCAAUAGAGGCAUUGAUGUGAAUGCUCAAAACGGAAACGGAACAACAGCGUUACACCUGGCAUGCGAAAAUAGUGACUAUGAAGUUGCACAAAAACUGGUGGAAAACCACGCUUGUGUCAAAAUUUUGGACGACAACAACAACACUGCCUUACAUUAUAUGUCAAGAUCGUGGAAAAAUAAUCAAAAUAUCGUAAGGUUAUUGAUUGGUGAAGGCCUUGAUAUAAAUAGCAGAAACAUUCAUGGAACAACAGCUCUACAAGUUGCUUGUCGAAACUGCAAUUAUCACAUUGCUGAAUAUUUAUUAAGCUGCGAUGCGUCUGUCAAUCUUUUGGACAACAACUACAAUAAUGCUUUACACUACGCAUCAAAGUCCGAGCACUACAACGCAGAUAUAAUAAAAUUAUUGGCCGAGAAAUUUCUGAGUGUCGAUUCUCAAAAUAGAAACGGGACGACAGCUUUGCAGCUAGCGUGUCAACAGAAUAAUUACACCAAUGCGGAAAAGUUGCUCCAGUGUGGUGCUUGCGUAGAUUUGAUGGAUGACAAGGGCAACAACGCGUUGCAUCAUGUGGCGAAAUCGCGGAGGGAUAGUGUGGAUGUAGUAGAGUUGUUGAUUCAGGCGGGCGUUGACGUAAAUGCCCGAAAUAAAAAUGGUGCAACAGCUUUACAAUUUGCGUGCGAAUGUUGUAAUUAUGAAAUUGCCAAGAAGUUACUGGAGUGUGGUUCUUUGGUAAAUGUUCUGGAUGAGUGUGACAACGAUGCGAUGGAUUAUGCACUGAGGGCGGAGUAUGACAAUGAAGAUGUAAUGCAGUUGUUAAUUGACGCAGGGGUGGAUGUUUGAAAUAGUAACAAUAGUUUAAGCAAGACAGAAAAGGAAAAACACCACUAAUUAAAGCAACUAAACCUCUCCAACUGUUUUUUUAACACUUUAACAGACAAAACAAACUUUGUAAAACCGGUUUCAAGCGCUUUAACUGUAAAGUACCGUCUUUAUCUGCAUGCAGCUGUGAUAUAAAUAGAUUUCAAUGUAGAAAACAAUAACAUUGGUACGUAUUCGAGUAACAACACACGUCAACACAACAAGA